AUGAAGAAACAUGCUGGUAUGCUGCUCGACAUGGACAUUUGGAACUUUAAAUGGGCUCGUGGGUGCCCAUGGAAUGAAGAAACAUGCAGCAGUGCUGCUUAUGGAGGGCAUUUGGAACUUUUGAAAUGGGCUCGUGAGAUGGUGCCCUGGAUGAAGACACAUGCAUGGGAGCUGCUGAAGUGGUCAUUUGGAACUUUUGAAAUGGCUCAUGAGAAUGGAUGCCCUUGGGAUGAUUACACAUGCAGGGGAGCUGCUCGUGGAGGGCAUUUGGAACUUCUGAAAUGGGCUCAUGAGAAUGGAUGUCCAUGGCAUGAAUCGGCAGGUCGGAUUGCUGCUGAAGGUGGACAUUUGGAACUUUUGAAAUGGGCUCAUGAGAAUGGAUGCCCUUGGGAUGAAUACACAUGCUCUGCAGCUGCUGAACGUGGGUAUUUGGAAAUUCUGAAAUGGGCUCGACAGAAUGGAUGCCCAUGGGAUGAAGCAACAUGUUUUCAUUCAGCCUAUGGGGGACAUCUUGAAAUGCUGAUUUGGGCUCGUCAGCAUGGAUGUCCAUGGGAUGAAAACAGAUGCUUAUAUUAUGCUAAGCAGCGCAACCAUCAAAAUGUUGUGAAUUGGAUUGAAUCUAAUCUAAUCAGCAGAGUGGAAUUGAAUAUUAUUAUGGCUGAGUCAUGCAACCAUGCUACUCAGUAG
Seminavis robusta is the source of this 687-nucleotide messenger RNA. The record is from the annotation of a GenBank genome assembly. NCBI's taxonomy places the organism in Eukaryota, Bacillariophyta, Bacillariophyceae, Naviculales, Naviculaceae.